AUGGAGAUGUUCGAACAUCUUCUUUCUGCAUUGCUUUGUGGUUUUGCUCUUAUACUUGUAGUUCAUGCACAAGAUGAUCAAUCAGGCUUCAUCAGCUUGGAUUGUGGGCUGCCUACAAAUUCUAGCUAUUCUGAGCCAACAACAGGCCUUGACUACAUUUCAGAUGCAGCCUUCAUAUCCACUGGUGUAAGCAAAAGUAUUGCCCCUCAGUACAAAGCUACUCAUCAACAGCAAACAGCUUAUGUCAGGAGUUUUCCUCAGGGGGUCAAGAACUGUUACAGAGUAAACAUUACACAAGGGACUAAAUAUUUGAUCCGAGCAAGUUUCGUGUAUGGAAAUUAUGACGGGUUAAAUAAGCUGCCAAAGUUUGAUCUUCUCUUUGGAGCUAAUUCUUGGGACUCAGUGGCAUUUGUUGAUGCAUCUUCGAGUAUUAUCAAAGAACUUGUUUAUGUUCCCACAUUAGACUAUAUACAUGUGUGUCUAGUCAACAAGGGCACUGGAACACCAUUCAUUUCAGCACUGGAGUUGAGGCCUUUGCAGAACACUACUUAUGUCACUCCAAUGGGUUCGUUGGAACUCUUCCUUCGCUUAGAUGUCGGUUCGACAUCCAAUCAGUCAUACAGGUAUGAUUAUGAUGCUUUGGAUCGGAUUUGGGUACCUUAUACCUACAAUAAGUGGACACAGUUAACUACCUCGCUUACCGUAGAUGCUCAAAGUCACAAUGACUACCAAGUACCAUCUAUAGCAAUGAGAACUGCCAGCACACCGAUUGAUGCCAGUGCUUCCAUGGACUUCAGCUGGGAAUCCCCGGAUACAUCGACUGAAUACUAUGUGUACCUGCACUUUGCUGAACUCCAGCAGCUUAAAGCCAACCAGUCCAGAGCAUUCAAUAUCACUCUGAAUGGAGAUUAUUGGUUUGGACCUGUUGUCCCAGAGUACUUGUCCACAAUCACCGUGUUCAGCCGCUCAUCCUUAACUGGAGGCAACUAUAGUUUUUCACUUGUUCAAACUGAGAAUUCAACUCUCCCACCAAUCCUCAAUGCCAUGGAGAUCUACUCAUUGAUCGAUUUAUCUCAACCAGAAACCGAUGGAGAUGAUGUGGCUGCCAUCAUAAACAUAAAGUCAACAUAUGGAAUGGACAAAGAUUGGCAGGGAGACCCAUGUACUCCCCAAGGCUACAUGUGGGAAGGUCUUAACUGUAGCUACAGUGGAUCCCCUAGAAUCAUAUCCUUGGAUUUAUCAAACAAUAGCUUGACUGGAUCAGUACCUGAAUUUUUGUCUAAAUUGCCAAACCUGAAAGUCCUUAACCUGGAAAGAAACAAGCUCAACGGUUCAGUUCCAGCUGACCUUAUUCAAAGAUCAACAAGUGGUUCACUAUCAUUGAGUGUGGGAGAAAAUGCAGACCUAUGUGCAUCAAUAUCAUGCAAAAAGGAGGAGGAGAAGAAGAAAAAUAUAGUAAUUCCAAUAAUAGCAUCAAUUGGUGGGUUUUCUAUUCUUGUGGUAACAGCAGUGGCUAUAUUCAUGGGCCUGAAAAGAGGAAGAAAACAAGGAGUGCCACAACAACCCAAUAAUCAAAUUGAUUCAUUCGAGUCCAAAAAACGCCAAUUCACAUACUCAGACAUCCUGAGGAUCACAAAUAACUUUCAGACAAAAGUUCUUGGGCGAGGUGGAUUCGGAAAAGUUUACCAUGGUUUUGUUGAUGAUACUCAAGUAGCUGUCAAACUUCUUAUCAGAGUUCAUCAUAGAAACUUGACUAGCCUCGUUGGAUACUGCAAUGAAGGAACCAACAUGGCACUCAUCUAUGAAUUUAUGGCCAAUGGAGAUUUGGAAUCACAUCUUCUAGGUGCGGACAGUAAUGCAAAUGUGUUGACUUGGGAAGGUAGACUUCAAAUAGCAACAGAUGCAGCACAAGGAUUGGAGUAUCUGCACAAUGGUUGUAAGCCGCCUAUUGUCCAUAGAGAUGUGAAGGCAACAAAUAUUUUGUUGGCUGAAAAUUUCCAAGCAAAAUUAGCUGACUUUGGCCUGUCCAGAAUUUUCCCAACUGAUGGAGGCACUCAUAUGUCCACAGCUGUAGCUGGCACCCCUGGAUACCUUGACCCUGAGUACCACACAACAGGAUGGCUGAAUGAGAAAAGUGAUGUUUAUAGCUUCGGAGUUGUGCUGUUGGAGAUCAUCACUAGCCGCCAUGCGAUAUCUAGAACACAAGAGAAAGUUCAUGUCAGUCAAUGGGUUAGCUCUAUGCUUGCUAAAGGGGAUAUCAAAACUAUCGUUGAUCCAAGGUUACAUGGAGAUUAUGAAAUUAACUCUGCCUGGAAGGCUGUUGAACUAGCAAUGGAGUGUGUGUCUGACACAUCCACCAGAAGGCCAAACAUGAGUGCGGUAGUGAUAGGGUUGAAGGAGAGUUUGGCAGCAGAGUUGGCUCGAACCAACGUGAGCCGUGUGACUGAAUCAACAGAUUCAGUUGUGUACUCUAUGAAUGUGACUACUGAACUCAGUCCUUCGGCAAGGUAA
Molecule: messenger RNA, 2511 nt
Organism: Prunus armeniaca (apricot)
Lineage: Eukaryota; Viridiplantae; Streptophyta; Magnoliopsida; Rosales; Rosaceae
Source: the annotation of a GenBank genome assembly